AUGCCUCCAUCCUCGAAGCAAACAGUAUCAGCAGCGAGCAUCUUCAAACAGCACCCAAAAGUCGUGAUAAAGUCGAAGGCUACUCCGAUUCUCCACGCGUCCAAAGUGCAGAAGCCGGUCCGCGCAAAACCGGGAUCAAGCAGCAGCCCAAGAAAGGCGGGAAAGAAUGGCUGGAGGAGGCAGGAUGAGCUGCACCCUCUUGCAGCAGCUUUUAACGACACAACGCGCGCAUAUCGCCAGGCCCUACGUGAUAACACCACGAAGAAGCUUGACGACACGUUCUCUCACCUUCUCAAUCAAUUGCACGAUUUCAACAUCACAACCUCAUCGUCCCCUCCCCGGGCCUCCGACCCGAACGCCUCACCCCAGAGAAUCACGAUAGCGGACAAGGCCGAUCGUACUGCUCAGAAGCUCUUCAUGCCGAUCGGCUUAUAUGAGGUGAUGGUGGCCAGGAACGACUUGAAUGGGACAGAGUAUAGAACGAAGCAGACAGUGGAGGACGGGCUCGCGGACUUUCGGGUCAGACACAAAAACAGGAUGGGCGAGAUUCGCGAUUUGGAAAAGAAAUGGGAAACUGUGGUUGGUGAGGUUUGGAAGGUCGGCAUCAGCUGCCUCGGCGAAGACGCUAUGUCUGCCUUGCUGCUCACGCAGUCAACAUCUCCAUCACCGCCACCUGCCCAAGUGGAGAGACACAGCCUGAUGCUUGCCGAUAUCGAUUCAAAGCCUGUGCGGAAAAAGGUCAAAUUCGAAGAGCCAGCCGCCAAGCUGCCGAGGUUCCUCUCCGCUGCUUCUAGGUAUCUGGUCAUACCUGUCUCGGAACAGGUCUCGAAAACGGAUGUCAAAACGCUCAAGGAGAAGGUCAAUGAAUUUGGCACUGAGGAUAUUGACGCACUCGCGAAGGUCAAGAAGGAUGGAGAUAAAUGGUGGGAGAAGAAGCAGGCGCAGAUGAUAGUUGCUCUGCAGAAGGAGGACUGA
Messenger RNA from Didymosphaeria variabile, 975 nucleotides. RefSeq lists its product as uncharacterized. The transcript has 2 exons. The record is from RefSeq and is a predicted model, not a curated record. The coding region runs from base 1 to 975 and encodes 324 amino acids. Lineage: Eukaryota; Fungi; Ascomycota; Dothideomycetes; Pleosporales; Didymosphaeriaceae.